AUGGGAAUGCUAGAGCAAACGGAGGAGGAGCAAGUUUUGUCUGAUCUACAGUCGUUGAAGACGCUCUAUGGGCUGCUUCACAAGGAUCAUGCAGAUGAAAAUUUAGAUGAAACAUCAAGAGCCUUUUUGAUGAGGAUCUUAGAUGACGCUACUCAGCAGGUUCUCUUGAGGCAGGCAAAGAUGAUAUUAGGGCCCGUAAUGUCACCUGUGCUGGAGAGGAAGCUCUCCAUCCAGCUUGAUCCCCGGACACGCGGCGACGCCGUGCCUCGCCUGAAGCCGAUAGCUUCACCCAGCCCCAGCCUCCAUGCCAGCGAGAGAUCCCACUACCGCCACGCCCACGAGGACCAUCUCCUUGUUCACAUCGCCUCGAAUCGCUCGUCAAAAACCGCAAUGCCACAGCACGGUACGGUGGCCGGUGAGACUCCAUGCUCAGACAGGAGGGGUGGGCACGUGCCGCGCCGCAGCUCCGGCCGUGGCGAUCAGUCGUCGAUAGAGCGCAGCAGCAACACAAGCCGCUCCCUCUCCCGCGAGUCGUCAGUACAGGAGCGGGCAUGGCGGCUGCAUCCCGGAACAUCGGCGUCCCGGGGCGUGGAAACUGAGGGCUCAUCGAUGCACUGUCUCUCGAGGCUGGACUCUGGCCUGUCCAUGAGCGUGGCGUCGCGCGGUGGCUCCGGGCGAGGAGGGAAACGAGGCAGUGGCACUUGAUU
Phragmites australis (common reed) is the source of this 707-nucleotide messenger RNA. RefSeq lists its product as uncharacterized. The transcript is spliced from 4 exons. The record is from RefSeq and is a predicted model, not a curated record. Lineage: Eukaryota; Viridiplantae; Streptophyta; Magnoliopsida; Poales; Poaceae. The coding region runs from base 1 to 705 and encodes 234 amino acids.